AUGCGUGACCAGAAGAACCGCCCAAAUCGAGGACGCAAACCUCCCAACAGCUCGGAUGGACGCAACACGUCGUCUAAUCCUCGAUAUCUCGGCCCUUAUCCGGUGACCAACCCUCCCGAGAGGAACCCUAAGCCCGGAUCUCGGAAUAUUCCCAACAACCCAGAUGGACGGAACACAUUAUCUAAUCCUCAAUAUCUCGGCCCUUAUCUAGUAACCAACCCUCCCGAGGGGAACCCUCAACCCGGAUCGCUGAGUGUCCUCAACCCAAAGGAACACAAUACCCAAGCACAUCCUCGAAAUAUCGCCAGUCGCCCAGCGGCCAAAAUUCAGAAGGGGAAAUUUGGAAAGGGGCGACCCCGGAACGAUAGCACUGACCCAGUGGCUUCCCACCCUGAGGCGACCUCCCCAGAGCCACAACUCGAGCGUCCCGAAGUCCUUGAUCCAAAGGAAUCGCAACCCUCAGCAAGCCCCCGAACAUUCUGCACUUCUACCUCCAGUCCUAUUUCUCCGCAGCUGGCAGCCUUUCCACGACAGCAAAUCUACCAGCAAAGGUACUCUCUGCCUCGACGUCACUCGACUGGCGAGCUCCCAGCUCGCGACAAUCUAGCCAAUAAAUUCGUCAUGGGCAUUCCCAAACAGAGAUUCGGCAUUGGUAAGAGAAGGGACUCCACCGCUAGUGCUCCUCCUGUCAUGACAGCAGAAUACUGUGGCGACCCUUAUCGCACGGCUAUCAAGAAGAGGUUGGCAGCAGGCAAAUCCAGAGCUCCUCCAGACAGCGAGUUCGCGAUUGAUAGCCGUAUAUACCAUAUGGCCGCUGAAAAUGCUCAGAAAUCGUCGGAAAUGCACAAGGGGGCAGAGCCCGGCUUAAUAGAGCAGGUUAUGUCUAGCAUUGCCGGCAUAGCCUACGCAAUGUACGUGUUUGCCUGCCCCGAAAUACUCUGUCCAAUGAGUUGCUAA
Fusarium keratoplasticum is the source of this 957-nucleotide messenger RNA. RefSeq lists its product as uncharacterized. NCBI's taxonomy places the organism in Eukaryota, Fungi, Ascomycota, Sordariomycetes, Hypocreales, Nectriaceae. The record is from RefSeq and is a predicted model, not a curated record. The coding region runs from base 1 to 957 and encodes 318 amino acids. The transcript has a single exon.